Laccaria bicolor S238N-H82 is the source of this 762-nucleotide messenger RNA. RefSeq lists its product as uncharacterized. The coding region runs from base 1 to 762 and encodes 253 amino acids. The record is from RefSeq and is a predicted model, not a curated record. The transcript has 2 exons. NCBI's taxonomy places the organism in Eukaryota, Fungi, Basidiomycota, Agaricomycetes, Agaricales, Hydnangiaceae.
AUGUCACAGAUGAAGGCAACAUUUACAGAGCAAUAUGCCGUGGAGCAGCAUUUAGAGGAGAAGAAAAGGGCUGAGGAUGCAGAGCGUUUGUCACACAUUAAAAAGGCUAAGAACCAUGUUAUUGGGUACGGCUGGGCAACGGACCAUUUUGAACCCACUAUCUCUGAAUUUCAGGGUGGGUUUGUGUGGCCCCAUUUCAUCACCACCACUGAUGUCCUUUCCGACUUGGACAUACCCCUUGAUGUGAACCCGUCUUCGACACACAUCAAGCUUUACCAUCAUCAGGUCCACACUUGGACUAAGGUUUCUGUUGGCCAUGUUGUCACCCCCAAGGAUGGCGAUAGGAUCUUUCUGAAGGCUCUUGGCAUCUCCCACUGUCUUAACUUUGAUGAUCUGUUGACGAAGUCCCUGAGCCAGGGGGGCAGUAUCCAUAUCAGAAACAAUUUAGCCGGUGAACAUGCAUUUGUUCGCCAACAGCUCAAGUCUCGCACCAGCCCCUCACCCGAGUUCACGUUCAGUGAUGCUGAGCCAACCACCAAGUCCACACAGCACAUUCCCAAGUCCGUAGCUCGUUCAACCCAACCACCUAGCCCUGAUUCCUCUAUCAACAUCACUGCGACACAAGACCCACUGCUGAGCCUCAAAUCAAGACACCAUCACCUAGUGUUCGAAAGUCCGGUUAGGUUAGGUUAUUGGGUGCCCAGGGGCUCUAACCGAGACCGAGACAGGUUAGCCUUUGUCCUGAAACCUAAAAUAACCUAA